Molecule: messenger RNA, 699 nt
Organism: Pedinophyceae sp. YPF-701
Lineage: Eukaryota; Viridiplantae; Chlorophyta; Pedinophyceae
Source: the annotation of a GenBank genome assembly
AUGACGAGCGUGCUGCGCACCGGGCGCGCCGCGCCGUGCGCUUCUCGCACCGCGAAGCGCUCUGCGUGCGUUGUGCGCGCCUCUGCGCAGGAUACCCCUGACGCGGGCGCGAUGCGCCGGAGGUUCGCGGGGGCGUGCGCGGGGCUGGUCGUGGCAUCGAGCCUCCUCGGCGCGGCGCCUGCCGUGGCCCGCCUGGAGGGCGUCAACAAGCCGGAACUCCUGCCGAAGACCCAGGGCGAGCUCCUGAUCGACGUGGCCGGCUUCCUGACCGAGGGCGAGGAGAAGCGCAUGGUCAGCGAGCUCAAAGCCAUCGAGGCCGACACCGGCGUCAAGUUGAGGGUCCUGGCCCAGAACUACCCCGAGACGCCCGGGCUCGCGAUCAGGGACUACUGGGGCGUCGACGAUGACACGGUGGUGUUCGUGGCCGACCCCGGCCUCGGGAACCUGCUCAACUUCAACGUCGGGCAGAACGUGGACCUCAGCGUGCCGCGGAGCUUCUGGACGCGGCUAUCGAGCAAGUACGGCGUGAAGAAGUACUGGUCCACGGAGGGCGAGGGCACGGCGAUCUUGAACACUGUGUCUGCCAUCGACACGUGUCUGCGGGAGCCCGAGGGGCCGGGGAAGUGCUCCAAGGUGCAGGGGGAAUUCGGCGAGGCGCCGUCGUCGGGGAAGAUCGGCAAGGCCCUCUUCGGCCAGUAA